Molecule: messenger RNA, 699 nt
Organism: Colletotrichum lupini
Lineage: Eukaryota; Fungi; Ascomycota; Sordariomycetes; Glomerellales; Glomerellaceae
Exons: 1
Coding region: 1-699 (232 amino acids)
Source: RefSeq, a predicted model, not a curated record
AUGUAUAGAGAUCAACCCAGGCUGCGAGGCGGCGGCGAUGAUACGGAAGACGAUGAGAUGGACUGUGGCAGCUCGCCCAUCCGCCAUCAACAGGAACCACGCUUUGGAACACCAAGCCCCAGGCGUAACAACAACAUGGAUACCGCCAUGACCGAUGGCGAACAGCAGUGGCCAGCAGAGCCUCCUGGAGCCUCGAGAUGGCAUCGAGAUGAGAAUGAUUAUCGGAAUAGGCCAACGCAGGCGUUAGCGGCUGGCGUCGCGGGCUCGACAAACCCUCAUGUGGAGGUCAACCAUGGUCCCGGGAUUGGCACGUCAGACACCGGACUAGGACAAACAUAUUGUCUCUUCCACUCAAACUAUUCCGCGUCGGCGCGCUCCCAGUGUCGACUGGUACCGAACAGUAGCCUCGAAGAGAUGUACAACUGCGGUAGCCAAGUUCAAGAGCCUGCCCCACCGACAGGGGUCGACGCAAUCGCAGACACGAUGUCGAUGCAUUCUCAGACGAGCAGGGACGAGCCAGAUGUACAGAUGUCGGACGAUACUUCGAGUCAGUCUACGAUACUGAGUCCUCCUCCGGCGCCGCCCGGCGUACAGGUGAGAAAGCGGAAAGCAUCACCGGAAGCAGAACUGCCCGAGAAGAAGAGGCCAAAGGACGAGGGUCCGACUGGUGGGCCGGACGGUGGACAGGGCUAUCUCUGA